AUUACCGUUUUGCUAACACGCCGGUUCUGGAAUAUUCGUAAAAAUUGUUUCAUUGAUUCGUUUGAUAUUUGCAUAGUUCUAGAUGUCUUCUAGGUUAUAUUGUCGUAUAACGGCAUAAUCGUGUAAAUUUCUGUGUAACCGCUCUUCCAAAUACCAUUUACGUCCACGAGUAGCUGUCCGGAUCAGUGUACACGUUUUCGUCAGCAAGCCAAGUACAAGAGAGACUGAAAGGAGAAUCAACUCGCAAUCAUGUCCGUCGUGGGGUUUGACUGCGGAUACCAGAGCAACUAUAUUGCAGUGGCUAGAGGCGGUGGAAUAGAGACAGUCGCAAAUGAUUACAGUCAGCGGUCUACGCCGGCCGUCAUUUCGCUUAACGAGAAGAAUCGGACGAUGGGCGUCGCGGCGAAGCAACAGAUGGUCUCAAACCUGAAGAACACCAUCUGGGGUUUCAAGAAGCUCAUCGGGAGAAACUUUGACGAUCCGAGACUGCAGCGAGAGAAGGACUUUCUGCCGUACGACAUUGUGCGGCAGCCCGACGGCUCGACCGGCGUGAAGGUGCAGUACCUGGGUGAGGAGCAGGUGUUUUCGCCUCAGCAGAUCAUGGCCAUGAUGCUUACCAAGUUGAAGGACGUAACAGAGUCGGGGCUCAAAGCCAAAGUGAACGACUGCGUCAUCUCGGUUCCGAGCUUCUUCACUGAUGCGGAGCGGCGAGCGAUGCUCGACUCGAGUCGCAUCGCCGGUCUCAACUGUCUCAAGCUGAUGAACGAGACAACGGCCACCGCCCUCGCUUAUGGAAUCUACAAACAGGACCUUCCAACUCCAGAGGAAAAGCCCAGGAAUGUUGUGUUUAUUGACGUGGGCCACUCUGCCAUGCAGACCUGCGCCUGUGCAUUUAACAAAGGCAAACUGAAGGUGCUCGCGGUCGCGUCGGACCCGAACCUGGGCGGGCGGGACUUCACGCUCGCGCUCACCGACCACUUCACGGAGGACUUCAAGAAGCGCUACCGGCUGGACGCGCGCACGAACAAGCGCGCGAUUGUGCGGCUGACGGACGAGUGCGAGAAGCUGAAGAAGCUGAUGAGCGCCAACUCGACGGACAUCCCGAUGCACGUCGAGUGCUUCAUGAACGACGUCGACGUCACCGCUCACUUCUCGAGGGAGAAGUUUGAGGAGCUCGUUAGUGAGCUGCUGCAGAGAGCAGAGCAGACAAUGCUGAACCUUCUCAACGCUGCAAGUAAGUUAUGCGGCCGCGACCUGGGGUCCCUGGGGGACCUGUACCCUGGGUUGCACGCUGGUUCUGGCGUGUGGACGUACAUUGCGUGUAUUCUAUUCUAUGGAUUCUAUUCUACAGAUCCUGUUUCGUUCAAGUUCCAGUCGCAGGACAAGCAGGACAAGGACCGCGUCGACUCGAAGAACUCGCUCGAGGAACACGUCUACGACAUGCGCAACAAACUCUACGAAGCAUUCGAGAAGUUUGUCACCGAGGAGCUACGCGCGCGCCUGUCUAGCCUGUACAGCGAGACAGAGGACUGGCUGUACGACGAGGGUGAGGACGAAUCGAAGCAGGUCUACAUCGACCGGCUCACCGCCCUGAAGAAGCUGAGCGACCCCAUCGCGACACGAUGGAGAGAGAUGCAGGAGAGGCCUAAAGCAUUUGAAGAUUUGGGAGGAGCACUGCAGCGCUACAGAAAGGCUCUGGAUCUGUAUGAGAAGAAGGAUGAGAAAUAUGAGCACAUCGCUGCCGCGGAAAUGGAGAAGGUGACCAAGUGUGUGAAGGAGAAGUCCGACUGGUUUAACCUGCAGAUGAACAAUCAGACGGGUCGCGCCCUGACAGAUGAUCCUGUUGUGCUAGCGAGUCAGAUACGCAAUGAGCAGAAGCUGUUAGAAUCGACUUGCAAUCCGAUAUUGAACACGCCGAAACCGAAAGUGGAGCCUCCAAAAGACGAGCCGAAGAAGGAGGAGGAGAAGUCCGAGGAGAAGGGCGAGCAGGAGAAGCCGAUGGAGACGGGGGAGGAGGAGCAGGGAGGAGCCGGACCUGCCAGCACGGACGCCUCUGCCGGAAAGGCAGACAUGGAGCUCGAUUGAACGCGGUGAUGGGGGUGGUAGGCUGC
This is a messenger RNA of Priapulus caudatus, 2111 nucleotides long. Its product is annotated as 97 kDa heat shock protein-like. The transcript has 13 exons. Gene Ontology annotation, cellular component: cytosol; nucleus. Gene Ontology annotation, molecular function: ATP-dependent protein folding chaperone; ATP binding. NCBI's taxonomy places the organism in Eukaryota, Metazoa, Priapulida, Priapulimorpha, Priapulimorphida, Priapulidae. Gene Ontology annotation, biological process: protein folding. The record is from RefSeq and is a predicted model, not a curated record. Bases 250 to 2085 code for a protein of 611 amino acids.